AUGAGCUCGCAGCGCUAUUCCCGGGUGAACGCCCGAGAUGAAGAGGAUAACACCCACUCCUAUCCGCUGAAUCCUACCCGAUCAAAUCUAUCACCACACUCUCCGCCUCCCUCGUUCCGUUCCCGGUCUUCGUCGCCAUCAUCGAGGCGACUACUGCAUAGCGAUCCUAUUCGACAGGAUGAAGAUGAUAAUGCCUUGGCCGAUGCUUUUGGCAGCGAAGAUGACUCUGACGAUGAUGAAGAGCCGGAUGAUCGUCAGCGGCUGAUGCGUGCCAACCCGGAUCCCUAUAGUCCCGUGGACAACGGACAAACCUCCACUGCGGCAUCCUCGUCAGUAUCUAGAAACGAGAGUCAAGAUCGCUCUGCUGCAUCAGCGAUAUCUCGACGGCCAACCAUAUUACCAAAUUUUACCACUUCAUCGGGUAAUAGUCGGUCGGUCGCGCCAUCAAAUGACGGUGUCUUUGCCAAUCUCGCGGCGAAGCCAGAACGGGGCGAAAAGAAUGAAGACUUGCCUCCUUCUUAUGAAGAAGCGGCCGCCGACGCAACCCCACCUUACUGGGAGACCACGAUCGUCGCCCCCGGCAUCUCUUCCGAUGAAGUCUACGUUGAUGGACUUCCUGUUGGAUCUUUCUUUUCAUUUAUCUGGAAUGCGAUGAUUUCUAUGUCAUUCCAGCUGGUCGGUUUCCUCCUGACUUAUUUGCUCCACACCACCCACGCCGCAAAGAAUGGCAGCCGAGCGGGUCUCGGCCUUACCCUUGUUCAAUACGGUUUUUACAUGAAGGGAGGCAGCGACACUUCCACUUCUGAUGGAAGUAGUGGCGGUGAUGGAUACGUUCCGCCACCCGACCCCAACAGCCAUAACUUUGAUCCCAACACUGUUGGUGAUACUGCAGGCGAUGGUGGUUCCAUGGCCGGUAUCAGUACCAGCGAAUGGAUAUCUUAUGUUCUUAUGAUUGUCGGCUGGUUCAUCCUGAUCCGAGCUGUCAGCGAUUUCUUGCGAGCUCGCCGCCAUGAGCAGCUUGUUUUACAGAGUCCAGAUCGCGGUUUGGGUGUACCCAUCAUUGCCGAGGGAGAACGGUCCGAGACCGUCGUCUAA
This is a messenger RNA of Penicillium verhagenii, 1095 nucleotides long. Its product is annotated as metal homeostatis BSD2 family protein. NCBI's taxonomy places the organism in Eukaryota, Fungi, Ascomycota, Eurotiomycetes, Eurotiales, Aspergillaceae. Gene Ontology annotation, cellular component: perinuclear region of cytoplasm; Golgi apparatus; endoplasmic reticulum. The transcript has 3 exons. Gene Ontology annotation, biological process: positive regulation of protein ubiquitination; metal ion transport; ubiquitin-dependent protein catabolic process. The record is from RefSeq and is a predicted model, not a curated record. The coding region runs from base 1 to 1095 and encodes 364 amino acids.